Molecule: messenger RNA, 1350 nt
Organism: Glossina fuscipes
Lineage: Eukaryota; Metazoa; Arthropoda; Insecta; Diptera; Glossinidae
Gene: Or56a
Product: odorant receptor 56a
Exons: 9
Coding region: 1-1275 (424 amino acids)
Biological process (GO): detection of chemical stimulus involved in sensory perception of smell; sensory perception of smell
Cellular component (GO): plasma membrane
Molecular function (GO): olfactory receptor activity; odorant binding
Source: RefSeq, a predicted model, not a curated record
AUGGUGGAUAUAAAAGAUUUGCAGAUACAUCCUGAGGUGUUUGAGAAUCCUUUAAUAAUUAUACACUUGAAAAGCAUGCUUCUAUACGGUUUAAUUGUUUCAACGGAGCAGAAGCAUAAACGUUUCAGUUUGAGACGUGGCGCUGUGUUUACGAUAUCAUUUGUAAUAUCGUGUGCGUUGAUAUUCAUAAAAGUUUCCCGGGGCUUUGAGAGUUUGGCAGCAGGUGCUACCAGUUGUGCUACUGCUUUUCUUUAUUUAUCAACUUCGAUAACGAUAGUGAAUGCAUUUUUUCAACGAGCAAGAGUGGUGAGAAUGUGUACCUUUUUGCAUGAAGAUAUUAAUAAAUUAAUGGAGUUAGCCGAUGAACGUGAAAAGAAAAUGUUCGCUGAUACAGUGAAAUAUUUGCGUUACGUUACUGUAAUCUUAUGGACGCCUUCAGUUUUAGCUGGCUUUAUAGCUUAUGCUGAUUGUUUUUAUCGCACAAUUUUUAUGCCGGAAACAGUGUUUAACAUACCACAGGUCUUAAGAGGCGAAGCCGAACCUAUACUUUUAUUUCAACUUUUCCCUUUCGGUGAAGUUUAUGAUAAUUUUCUUAUCGGCUACUUAGGCGCCUGCUAUGCUUUAUUUCUGGGUAUUACCACUAUACCAUGCUGGCAUACAUUUAUCACUUGUCUGAUGAAGUAUAUUGUUCUUAAGUUUCAAAUUAUCAACAAGCGUUUGAAGGAAAUGGAUAUAUCAAAACUAUCUCCCAACUUUAGCUUGCAACUCGAUAUGAUCGACAAUCUAAACGAAAAUGACUUGAAUUAUUGGCGUUUGAAGAUGUGUGAGUUUUGCGUUAAAGAACAAACCAAAAUAAAGUGGUUUGCCAAUGAAAUUCAGGCUUUGAUACGUAUACCGGUAUUUCUAGAUUUCAUUAUUUUCUCUGUAUUAAUAUGUUUCUUAUUCUAUGCCUUAACAACUGAUAAUCCUUCAAAAAUGGAUUAUUUCUUUAUGCUCAUCUAUUUAUUCGUUAUGGCUUCAAUAUUAUGGCUUUAUCAUUGGCACGCCACAUUAAUAGCUCAAUGCAAUGAUGAUCUGGGCUUUGCUAUAUACUCUAGCAAUUGGUAUGAUUAUCCGCUAAUAGUACAAAAAUCUAUACGUCUCAUAAUGAUGGACUCCACGAAGCCGUUGACAAUGAAAGCGUUUCUAGUGGAAUUGAAUUUGAAAACAUUUAUUGACGUGGUACGCGGCGCCUACAGUUAUUUCAGCAUCUUAAGGAAUGCUAAUCUAGAUUAAACUCGCAGGGAAAACUUGAGAAGUGGCAUGCACGAGCAAACAAUAGCUUAAUGAAAUUAUAAUUUGCACUUGAGA